Quercus robur (English oak) is the source of this 1870-nucleotide messenger RNA. Its product is annotated as serine/threonine-protein kinase PCRK1-like. The transcript is spliced from 5 exons. The record is from RefSeq and is a predicted model, not a curated record. Gene Ontology annotation, biological process: protein phosphorylation. Bases 253 to 1536 code for a protein of 427 amino acids. NCBI's taxonomy places the organism in Eukaryota, Viridiplantae, Streptophyta, Magnoliopsida, Fagales, Fagaceae. Gene Ontology annotation, molecular function: protein kinase activity; ATP binding.
UUUACUCUCUCUGUUUAUUAUAUAUAUAUGGAGUUUUUGUUUGGUAACCUCAAUUCCAGCUGCCUUAUUUUGACUUGCCUUUGAUUAUGGAGAGCUCGUCGUGUCCUUGGACACGCUCAAUUCUUUUGCUUUCUGGGUCUCUCUUUAAAGCUCCUAAAUUGAAGUUGUGUGAAUGAUAUCUAAAGUGUUGCUUUAGUUCUAUCUAGUGGACUUUAUUAUAUGUAGAGUGGGGCAAUCUGUUUUAAAGGGACUAUGAAGUGUUUUAAUUUCUCCAACAAAGAAAAAAAUAAUGAGCAAAGGGCUAUACAGUCUAAUUCUGUUCGGUCCACUUCCACUUCCAUAUCAACCGACCUGGAUUUGAAGCCAUUUGGUUCUGAAUUUAAUUCUCAGAAUGUCUCGGAAUUUAGCACUGCAUCUUCUGCUAAGUCAUUUGCAAUCUUGUCUCAAAGACAAAGUAAUCUCAGAGAAUUCACGUUCUCAGAGUUGAAGGCAGCCACGAAGAAUUUCAGUCGCACCCUCAUGAUUGGAGAGGGUGGGUUUGGUGGUGUAUAUAAGGCUGUGAUCCGGAGCACAGAUGAUCCACAUAAAAAAAUAGAUGUUGCCAUUAAACAACUAAGUAGAAGAGGAUUGCAGGGCCAUAAAGAAUGGGUGACAGAAGUAAACGUUUUAGGGGUUGUCGAACAUCCAAAUCUGGUUAAACUAUUGGGCUACUGUGCUGAAGAUGAUGAAAGAGGGAUCCAGAGGCUGCUGAUUUAUGAAUACAUGCCCAACAGGAGUGUGCAGGAUCACUUAUCAAACCGGUUUCGAACACCUCUUCCAUGGGGCACAAGAAUGAGAAUUGCCCAGGAUACUGCCCGUGGCUUAGCAUACCUCCAUGAAGGAAUGGAUUUUCAGAUCAUCUUUAGGGAUUUCAAGUCCUCAAACAUACUGCUGGAUGAACAAUGGGUUGCAAAGUUGUCGGACUUUGGAUUGGCCAGACUGGGGCCUUCAGAUGGAUUAAGUCAUGUCUCAACAGCGGUUGUAGGAACAAUUGGAUACGCAGCUCCUGAAUACAUUCAAACUGGGCAUCUUACAUCAAAAAGUGAUGUCUGGAGCUAUGGAGUUUUCCUUUAUGAACUCAUCACUGGUAGGCGCCCUCUUGAUAGGAACCGCCCCAAGGGUGAGCAAAAGCUAUUGGAAUGGGUCAGGCCUCACCUGUCUAAUCUUAGAAAGUUUGAGCUGAUUUUAGACCCAAGGCUCGAAGGGAAGUAUUCCCUCAAGUCUGCCCAAAAGUUAGCUGCUGUAGCCAACAGGUGCUUGGUGCGGCAGUCUAAAUCACGCCCCAAAAUGAGUGAAGUAUUGGAGAUGGUGAAUCGAAUUGUGGAGACAACAGAUAUUGGAAGUCCCCUACCCCCCAUGAAGAUUUUGGCUCCAGAAGAUGAUUUCAUAGAAUCCAAAAGAGAACGUUUAAAGAGAAGGUUUGUGGAUCCAAUUAUUGGAGAGAGAGGUUGUUUGAAUUGGCAAACAUGGAGAACUAAGUCUGUCAAUACAUUUUGAAUAUUUUCUCUCUCCAUGCCAGCCUGUUCCUUCCUCUCAUAAGGAGUCCAGUUAUGCCAUUCAGGCCAAAGGCCACUGGCAAGACUGUUGUUUUUGGUUGAAUGUGAAAAUUACUCUUUUCUCUGUGUAUUGUGCAAUACGAAUGUAAAAUCUCUAUCCACAUAGAUGAGUGAGUGCAAAGUAUAAUUGGCAAGGCUGCAUUUUUUUUGUUGGUGUAAAAUUAUUCCAAUCUCUAUGUACCAUGCAAUGUAAAUUUCUAACAGCAUAGAUGUGCAUAUACAAAUAAUUUGACCACCUGAUGGCUUUUAUUGCUAAUGGAAGUUUUCUGAGAUGA